Molecule: messenger RNA, 2151 nt
Organism: Myxocyprinus asiaticus (Chinese sucker)
Lineage: Eukaryota; Metazoa; Chordata; Actinopteri; Cypriniformes; Catostomidae
Product: ubiquitin-conjugating enzyme E2 variant 2
Exons: 4
Coding region: 57-494 (145 amino acids)
Biological process (GO): protein K63-linked ubiquitination; DNA damage tolerance
Cellular component (GO): nucleus
Source: RefSeq, a predicted model, not a curated record
UCACAUGACGCGUCGACGUCACGCUAUCGUACGCUUUUGGAUUCGGGCUGGAGAAGAUGGCGGCCUCCUCAGGAGUUAAAGUUCCUCGUAAUUUUCGUUUGUUGGAAGAGCUUGAAGAAGGGCAGAAGGGUGUUGGUGAUGGCACAGUGAGUUGGGGUCUGGAGGAUGACGAGGACAUGACUCUCACACGGUGGACAGGCAUGAUCAUUGGACCUGCGCGAACUAAUUACGAAAACAGGAUAUACAGCCUGAAAGUGGAGUGCGGACCUAAAUACCCCGAAGUACCACCGACUGUUAGAUUUGUAACAAAAAUUAGCAUGAAUGGAAUAAAUAAUUCCAAUGGGAUGGUGGAUGCACGUAGCAUACCAAUUCUAGCAAAAUGGCAAAACUCAUAUAGCAUUAAAGUCGUUCUUCAAGAGCUAAGGCGUCUUAUGAUGUCCAAAGAGAAUAUGAAGCUUCCUCAACCACCGGAAGGCCAGACAUACAGCAAUUAAUUGUAAAUGAUUGUGACCCUCUGUCUUAAACCUUACUCUCUUAGAAAUGUCUUGUAAAUCACCAGAAAACAAAACAAAAUCAUUUAUUGCUCACUCCACUGUCAAAACAGUCUCCGCUGCAGGAGCAAGAUUGGACAUUUCUAAUAGUUUAGCUUGAGAAACCAAGAAAGGAAAAUGUCUAUAAUGUGUUGGCACCAUGUUCAAUUGUAUUUUAAUAUUGCGAGUGCACAAAUCUCUUCCAGUAACGUUACAUCGAUCACGAGCUUUAUGUUGAACUGAAUCCUGUCUGCAUAGACGCAGAAGGCAUGUUAGAACUGUGAGGUUUAUAUUGAUCUAUACAUAUUAAGUUUUAAGUGACUGGACACCAAAACAAGAAAUUAGGAUGCAUAUAUGACGGCAUGCUUAUUAAAGUGAAAAUGAAAAAGCACCUGAAUUGUUUGUUUACUGAAUUUAUUUUGUGUAUCUGAACCCCUCACUGAUAAUAUUGUUAAGGGUCCUAAAAGUGUGCCUGUAGUCUACUAGUAGUAUUGCAGAGGGGUGUGAGUGGUUCUGAACUCUCUUCUUUUUUUGUUUUUAUUUUUAAUGUCUGUAUUUGACACAAUGGCAGUUUGUUUCAGCGUGGAAGCUCUUAACUUGUACACGGAUGCUUUGUUCUUUUCUCAAAUCAAACCAUGCACUUAACAUGUUGGGUGCAUUAAAAUGUGACUCUCCAAUCCACUGUCAGACUCUGUUUGUAUAUCACCACAGAAAUAUGCUGAGAUGUUACAAAACAGCAAACCCUUGCCAUUCAGGCACGAGAUAUAUUCAAAUCACAUGAAUCAUUUGAUUUGAAUCACACAGCCUAACUCGGUGUUCGUUAAUUGUACACCAAACUAAACCUAAACGUUCCAGUAAAAGCUCACAGAGAUGCAUUUCAUGCCAGUGCCAAUUAACUGAUCAAGAGAAUAAAUGCAACAAGUUCUUAGUGUGUUGUGGUAUAUAAAAUGUAACUUCCUAAACGCAUGUAUUACAUUUUCUUUUUAUUUUGAUGAGCUGCAACAUGUAUACACUGCUGUUUUAAAUACAUUUUAAGGUGACGUACUGUGAAAAUCCCAUUAAAGAGUGAGUUUGGAAGGUGUUCUCAUUAAGGUUAGGUUUUUUGAAUCACUUUGUGUAAAUGGUGAGGUUUUGCUGUACAAAACUUGCCCUUGCUUAACCACAGUGCUUUAAAACCACCUAUAACUGCAAUGGCAUGCUGUUAUGUAGCUAUCAUUACAACAAAUUAUUACUUCAGUAAUUCGCUGUUAUAAUCCUUAGGUACUCUAACAAAGUUAAUAAUUGUAAUUCCAGUGAAUGGUAGGGGUUUGUUGGACUGUUCCUUUAUGCUUCGGUUAUGACAAUUUCACUAAAAUCUUCAUUAGCAAAACAAAUAGGCUGGUCAUUGUGCAAAUUAAUAUAUGUAGUGGCAAUUUCUUAUGGCCUCGACAUUUUUCAGAGCCACGUAUAAAUCACUCUGCUUUUGAUUGACUUGUGUAAUGCAUCUAAGAAACAUGUUUCCUCCCUGUUCGUUUUGUUUUGUUUCUUUUUUUAUUUAAAAAAAAGACAUAUAAUCAAAUUAAGUUGAAUUUGUGACACCGGGGCCAUGUUCAGAAUAAUAAAACAAACAUUGUGGAACACA